Haemonchus placei is the source of this 675-nucleotide messenger RNA. NCBI's taxonomy places the organism in Eukaryota, Metazoa, Nematoda, Chromadorea, Rhabditida, Trichostrongylidae. The record is from the annotation of a GenBank genome assembly.
AUGAGGCUUAUGUUAAUGGUCACAUUCGCUGCAGCUGCAGCAGCUUGUGGCUGGGAUAGGUCCUUGACGAGAGGACAAUUGGAGAAUAAGUUGCAACAGUGGGCUGAUCAGUACAAUGUUAGGGCAAGCUUCGACAAUUUCGUGAAGCGAACUGAUGAAAUCAGGCUGAGAAACCAACAGGAAAUCGCCAACGCUUUAGAGGGACUGAAAGCAUUCUUCACUGAACUGGCUAAGGUNUUCAACUUGCUAACGGUCAAAGCAUCCGAAGCUGCAUCAUGCCUGCUAUGCACAUUCUCUCCCGAGCCGGAAUGUGACUACGGAGGCUACGGUGGAGGCUUCGGCGGUGGCUACGGUGGAGGUUUCGGCGGUGGCUUCGGCGGUGGCUACGGUGGUGGUUUUGGCGGUGGCUUCGGCGGUGGCUAUGGAGGAUUCGGAGGUUACGGCGGCUUUUUCCGAAGCCCUUCUGGGAAACAGCUUGCCAAACCUGACAAAAAACAAAAACCAUCGAAAGGUGCUGGUAAGCUGGAUGUUGAUAGCACUGGUGUAGGCUAUCCGUGGCAUACUGGUAGCUAUCGUGUCGACUUCAAUGCUGGGAACAGAGGACAAAAUGGCUUCGGUGGAGGCUUUGGUUCAGGAAACACAGGUCGUGGAGGAUUUGAAAGAAGNCAAACCUGA